CUGCUUCACUUACGAAGUAGCACAACCAUGGCGAUUUCUCAGCAAUUUCUAAACCCUACACUCUUCAAAUCCUUAGCUUCCACAAACAAAAACUCGCCAUCUCCUUUCUUUCGACUCAAGUCCACCUCCACAACUUUCAAUUUCAAACCACUUACUUCCUCCUCCUCUGCUACAAUCAUCACACGCGCCGCCGUAUCAUCCUCCGAUUCAGGCGAGUCAAAAUCCAGAGAAACUUUCCACGGCCUCUGCUUUGUCUUGAAAGACAACAUCGACACCGAUCAAAUCAUCCCCGCCGAGUACGGCACUCUCAUCCCUUCGAUUCCAGAAGAUCGCGAAAAGCUUGGCUCGUUCGCGCUUAACGGCUUACCAAAAUUCUACAAUGAACGUUUCGUUGUUCCAGGAGAGAUUAAAUCAAAGUACUCCGUCAUCAUCGGCGGCGAUAAUUUCGGUUGCGGAUCUUCCCGCGAACACGCUCCGGUUUGCCUCGGCGCGGCGGGAGCUAAAGCCGUGGUGGCGGAAUCGUACGCUAGGAUCUUCUUCAGGAACUGUGUAGCUACAGGUGAGAUCUUCCCGCUCGAAUCGGAGGUUAGGAUCUGCGACGAGUGCAAAACAGGGGAUGUGGUGACCAUCGAACACAAGGAAGACGGUAGUAGUUUGCUGAUCAAUCAUACGACGAGGAAAGAAUACAAACUUAAACCGCUAGGUGAUGCCGGUCCGGUGAUCGACGCCGGUGGAAUCUUCGCUUAUGCAAGAAAAGCCGGCAUGAUUCCUUCUGCUUCCUCUGCUUGAGUAUAAUAUAAUCGAAUCCAUAAUUUCUGGUUUUCGGUUUAUACCGGUUUGGGUAACUUGGUUCGACAACCGGUACUAGCGAAAUAAAUUAUAACCAAAUCCAUAAAACCAAAAUUUUAGUUCGACUUUGUGUGCCACGUGGAAACACAGAUAUGAAGCAAAUGCGUAAAAAGGCGUGCAAUUUCUUACUAGACACUUCGCUUUCUUCUCUGUAUAAGUUGUCAGCCCUCUCGAGUUCAAAGUUUAAGGUUUCUUCUUCUGUCUUCGCAUCUGUAGCAAGUGGGUUGAAUUUGUGGUUUGAGAUCUCCACUGGAAUUAAUUGAGUAGCAAAAGGGGUUUUCUAGGGUUUGGUAAGAGGAUGGAUAGGAUUAGCAAUCUACCAAAUGAGAUUAUUUGCCA
Molecule: messenger RNA, 1188 nt
Organism: Arabidopsis lyrata subsp. lyrata
Lineage: Eukaryota; Viridiplantae; Streptophyta; Magnoliopsida; Brassicales; Brassicaceae
Product: 3-isopropylmalate dehydratase small subunit 2
Exons: 2
Coding region: 28-789 (253 amino acids)
Source: RefSeq, a predicted model, not a curated record